Molecule: messenger RNA, 14892 nt
Organism: Xyrichtys novacula (pearly razorfish)
Lineage: Eukaryota; Metazoa; Chordata; Actinopteri; Labriformes; Labridae
Source: the annotation of a GenBank genome assembly
AUGUCUGGUUGUUUACAAUCUCUCCGGUUAAACAUGGCCGUUAACAAACUCACUGGUACUAGAUAGGACUCGAUAACUCUCGCUUUCCUCUAAUAUAAAAGUCUUUGACUUGAGCUGAAGUUUAGAUUCAUUUGUAAUUUCUCCUCGUCGCUGUUUCGGUUUUUAUCUCGUCUGUUGUUGACUCGUUAGCCGCUGAAGCUAGGUUGCUAGCUAACUUCUCCAUAGGGAACAAUGACGGCGACUUCAGCAGGGAGCAGCAGUUGUCUCCCCGCUAAAGGACUGGACAUAAGUCUGGCUGCCCUGCAACGACAGGACCCGUACAUCAAUAACAUUGUGGACGUGGCGAGUCAAGUUGCUCUGUAUACUUAUAAUAACCGGGCGAAUGAGUGGGUAAGCUCCAAGUUUGGUGAAUGCUAAGUUAGCUUAGCUUGGUCUGUGUGGGCGCGCUGUGACACUGAGUCAGAUUGAACUUAAGUUACCGUACUGUGAAUCACUACAGCUGUCCUUAGUGGUUAGAGAGGUUGUUUGAAAUCCUUUUUAGAAGAGCCUUGUACCGAAUUAUCUUUGUGAAGAGGAUGUGUUUGUCCAUAGUAUAAUUUUGCGUGUCCCACUGACGACUCUGACACACUCGUGUUACACACUGUAGAGGUUUGGCUCAUCACUGUUGUGUGUGUGUGUUCUUGAUUGUAGGAGAAGACCGAGGUGGAGGGCACCCUGUUUAUCUACACAAGGUAAUGAAGUCCUGCUGAACUCUGAGACCUUGUAGUUUGAAGAUUUUCCAUACAAUUUCUCUGUGUUGUUUAUCUAAAACAUACGUUAGUGUGACACGUGCAGUCAAGUACAACCAAGUGCAAAAACUGGAAAUGGACUGUGUUCAUAUAGUUUAACUUAGUUUUCUGACCUCUCAAAGCACUCUUAUAUCACAUGCCAUAUAUUAUUCACACCACAGUCACACUCUUAAAUGUAAAGGCUGCUAUUAAACCAACCCUACUACCACAGAGAUAGUACAGCACCAGGGCAGUAUGGGGUUGAGUGUCUUGCCCGAGGAUACUUUGGCAUAUGAACAGGGGGGCCUUGGAGCGAACCCCGGCCAUCCGAUUUUAGAGACAGCCACCUCACUGUGACUACAUUUUCAAUUUUUGUUGACAUGGUCAGGCAGCUGAUAAUUUUUCUUGAAAUUAGUUGUUGAAAAGUUGUAGUGGGUGUUAGAGAUGAGCUGGAGUGCACUAUAUUAACAGGUGUUCCAAAUAUUUUUCCCACCACCUGUUUCUUAAUGAAGUGGACAGGAAAUGUUCACCUUUCAGUAUAAUUCAUUCUGGCACACCGCCACUGCCACCCACUAUGUCUUCAGUUAUAGAUAUCUAGUACAAUAAUAAAAAUAAUUACAGUGCGUCAGAUUUCAUGUAGCGCUUUAUCAGAGACUCUCAAAGCGCUUUACAUUGGAUAUAUCAUUCAUAAUCAUAGUCACCUAUCUGAUUAUGUCAACAAAAAAUGAAAAUCUAAAUGCUUCCUGAAAGCAGAAUUUAUUGUGAAGCUGUUGUAUUGGAUUGCAUCAGAUUACCCUAUUAUUCAUAAUGUUACAGCUGGUUGAUGUACAUAGUGGUUAAUACAUCCUGGCAUAACAAAGCUGAAGUAUCUCUUGCACUCUGUUGUGACUGAGCCAUUCCUGUGCUGUGUAUUUCAGAUUGGCAUCUCCAAGGCAUGGUUUCACCAUCAUGAACAGACUCAGUAUGGAGAACCUGACAGAGCCAAUCACCAAAGACCUGGACUUCCAGCUCCAGCACCCUUUUCUGUUAUACCGCAAUGCCCGACGUAAGGAGAGAACAUACACAUACACAGACACACUUCACCUGUCUGCUGGCUGAUAAUGGACUUAGUUUUUGUCUAACUAGCUGUGUUCUCAAGCCUUGUUGAGAACAGUAAAUCAGCCAGAGUGUAGGCUGUUCACAUACCUUUGAUAAAAUUUGAUCUCAUUUCUAGUUCUCUUGAAUCAUCCCAAACUUGAUCUAGCAUUUGAAAAAUACAAAAGACAGUCAAACAUUUGACAUGAAAAAAAAAUACACCUGAUGGGUUUAUGAGGAGGCAAAAGAAAGCAAAGAAACUAAUCUGGUCCCGGCUAUUUAAUUUAGUGCAAAAAACAUUAUUGUGUCCAAAUCAUCAGCAUCAUAGUGAUGUGUUUAUGCAGACUGUGUUUAUUUCAGUGUACCUUAUUUUGAUAAUCCACCAAAAUCUUAAGAUAUCUGCCACAUUUGCAAAAAUAAUGUUUAAAACUGCCAGAAACUUUGUUUUUACAAUAAUGCUCGGUAAGGCAGACAGUCACACACAUCAUCACAUUUGUGUACUCUCUCAAGUCCUUAGACUGCUUACAUUCCUGUAAGCUAUGCUGCAUAUGUGACGUGCGUUGUGUAUAGCUCAGCUGAGAAUCCAUAUGAGACCGUAUCUGUACGACUUUGAAGACCUGAUAGAUCUCAAACCUGCCUGGUGUAUCUAUAGCAACAGGAAGGAAGUUAGAUACAAGAUUUGGCAGAGUGACCAAAGUGUGCAGCAGGCUGUCUGUGUGAGCUGCAAACCAUAUAAGGAGCCGAGGUAUAGAGGUGACUCCUUUUCUAUCAGCCUGUCUCCCUCUGAGACCCACAUCUGGCUCGCACGAACAUGCAGACGCAGACAAACACACAUUGCAGAGUGUCCCUGUGGGAGAAGAGCCUGACAGCACCACAAAGCGGAGAUUAGAUACACCACAACAGUCACUGAUAACACAAACACACACUCACCCAGGAAUUGCUGACACACAUUGACCUCCCUCUUUCUCUGCCAUGGUCUUCCAGCCUCCAUCAGUAGAAGGCAGAGGGAAUGCUGCGUUUAGAUAGCAGUGGAUUCCUGAUGCCUACUUUGAUCUCUUUGCUAGGGGACUUAAUUAGUCUUAGCCACUAUUAGGCACCUUAAAGCUAGCUCUCAAAAGUCUUUUACACCAGGUUCUAUUGCACUCCGAAUACUUUAAAGAUGUUGUGGAAUAGUACAAGCCUCUAGAUAUGGUUGGUAAUAAGGAAUAUAUUACAAGUGAACCGCUCACUUUUACUUUUUGGGAGCAAAGAUCUUUUAAUUCGUAUUAAUUCCGCAAUCACCUUUCAUCUUAUGACUGCUUCCUCCUAUGAAAAAAGAAAUAUGGUUGCUGGUAACAUAGCAAACCUAAUGGUCAGUACUUCCAGCUGAGUAUACUGAUUGACUACAGAUAAAAAAAAGCACCCAAAAAAGGAGAAAUACAGAAGGUUACACUCAAACUGAUUUUUAUCACGGCAACUGCUGUAAUUUACUAGCAUUGUUGGAUCCAAACAAAAUGUUUUGCUUGCAGAUAUGUGGAAUCAAACUGUCAAGCCUCCCAAGUCCGUCACGACAAAGCCAACAAUCAACAAGCAUUUACCGGAUUAUGAUGUUUAAGCGUGAAGGAAUCUCUUCCAGAAAACUCUAUACAAUCAGGAACACAUCCCAGCCUAGGAAACAUGCUUUUUUUCUAUUUUCCCCCGGCCAACUUCUGAUCUGUAUGACCAUGUAUGCCUCAGGCUGUGUGUGUAACGCUGCCAGUCCCACUGUGUCAUGACCCCUGUGUUCAGGGGUCGUGGAAUCUUAUCAUUAGACAAACAUUUAACUCUCAGUGCUGCCGUUACUUCCUGGAAUGGCAGUUGGCACAAAGUGGCACCCGGGGCUAAAAAUAAACUUUGGAGAUAUACAACAGAAGGGGGCAAGAUUCAAGGGAGAGAAAUGUGGUGUGAGUAAGUCCUGAUUCCUCCUGCAGUGCAAAGAUGACAGCUAAAAAGCUUUUCCAUUCCUUCUCAUGAGAUCCAACAUCAGUGUCUCAGUCGCCCCAUUAUCAGCAGGUGAAGUCCUUUCACUGUGCCACAGGUGGUGGGUUGAUUUUUGGCUGUGGUUCAUGUAUAUCAUGUCUCCACUGCACAUUUGGACAAGGAAGGACUGAUAUCACUGCCAUGUUUGAUUUAAAAGAAAAAAUACAGUGAGGUGGUACAAUCAUUAGGACCCCAGCAAUAUACACUUAUGUCUAGGCUUGGUAUCAGUAUAGGCUGUCUCCUCCCUGUUGAUGAUAUCAGUUUAUGAAAAUCAUUAAAUAAUCAGACAUUCACCUUUAGCUAAAGCUGGUAUAAUAUGGAGAAAAAAUUAGGGGCUAAAAGAACUUAAAUUUGUCUGCAUCUAUUCAUACAUCUAUUUGUUUUCACUGUGCAGUAUUUUUCUGAACACCCUGCAAUGGCUUUACCAUUUUGGCCUGUUUCGGCAUUGAUAAAAUUUCAUUUGGAAGUAUGGAGAAAUUUUGUUAAAUGUAUCUCACUCAAACAAGAAGCUGUAGAUAGUGAAGUAGCCAGAGUAAAACAUAUUUGGCAGCGGUCUUGGGAGUUUUUUUCCAAAGCUGUAGAUGCAUAUUUCAUCUGAUGAUGGCAAGCGAAGCCCCUUCUUCAGAUUCUUCAGAUACUUUUUAAGGAAGCUGGAAUCCAUUUUGAUUAAGAUGAGACUCGUUCGGCUGUGUCUGUUGGGACGGUUGGACUAUGUAGUCAGGACUCAGGAGCACAGAAACACGGUAGGUUACUAGAGUUAUUUGUGAAUCAUUAAUCACUAAACUUCCGGUAAUUCAAAUAUUUUGAUAUCUUAUUUUCGCUUGAAUGUCUGACUCUUCAUUUCCUUUGAAUCUUUUAUGAAGAUAUAUUUGAAUCCUUUUUGCUAAGUGUCCUAUUUCAUCUAACGCUCUUUAUGUUGUCUCAUCUUUGUUAAACUCUGUAAAGUGCUCUGAUUUGCUUUAUGUAUGAACGGUGCUCUAUGACUAAACCAGCCUUGCCUGUUACAGAGCACAUGAUUAUUUUGUUGUGUAGCUGGUAAAUUGAUUUUGCGUAAACCAUGACUUGAAGCCCUCUCAACUCUUAAAUGUAACACUGAUGCAGAUCUAAGCGAACUGCACAUUUUACGUGUAUUCUGGAUGAGUUAUAGACCUGAACUCUACGGAGCAGGCGUUGUGUGCAUCAGGUGUAAAACCUUCUUACCUCCAGGUCGUACAAAUGUGUAACCCAGGUCCCUCUCAGUUACCAGGGAUCCUUUAAAUCUGACCUCCGGUUCCUCCUCCAGUCUCUCAUGUUUAGGUUUCCUCUGAAACAGGCCUCUGAACAUGGCUCCGUAGGUCUCUCAGUGGUCUUGAAGCCUGGUGGUAACUUUCUAGGGUCUCAGUACGGCUUAAAGUUGCUCAGAUUGGACCUUUAACUGCUGCCACAUUAAUCCCUUAUCUGGCCAAAAAAAAAGUAUUAAAGUUGAUGCCUGAGGUGGUGUGAUGAUGCCUCUCUCAGAGGAUUGUUUUCUGCUGUUAGGGGGAUUGUUGCAAAUCCUCCUUAGAACUAGACUUCAGCUGUGAGAGCAGUUUGAACUCGCCUGCUGUCAGUCUUUAGGGGGGGAGACGUAUCGCCGUAAUAUCUUCUCAGAUGAGAGUUUCUAUAGAUGUUAAUCUGAAUUUAUUUAUUCUCCUCCUUUAAUACCAUCAAUUCCAGUCCUACAAACAAAGGUAGGCACAGUUCUUCUUUGAUAACAGUUGUUCCAAGCAUGCAUGUUUGUCAAUGUGAGAGCCGAUCGGCACACCUAAUCCAUCUUGGAUAAAGCUUCUGUCUAGAAAUGUCUUUCCUGUACUAUCUUCAGAGUAGUCCCAGUAGUGCCGUUUUGGAAAUCAGCCAAAUACACUUACUGUAUCUUUAAACUGUUAUACAAUUCCUCAGGAAAAAAUGCAACGCUGCCUCAAAACAAAGCCGAUUAUUAUUGAAGCGUCUUUUUAAAGGCAGAGUCCCAGUAGAGUAGUAAUUAUGGACAAUGACAGAUUUAGCUGAUGCCUCCCAGAGUUAGGAAAAGAAAGAAGCAAUGUUCCUCCAAAAUGUAGAUGCUUCCAAGUCCUGUGAGAGUCCUGUGAGAGCCCACGUGGUUCAGUGCUUGCCUGUAGCCCGGUUUGUCUUAGCCACAGAGAAUUUGAAGUAAGCACACAGCUUUAGUCCUCGAUCAAAGUUACUCGAUUGUAGAAUACAGACGAUCCAGAAAAUUCAUUACAGCAGAAAUUGCCAGUAGUCCUCAACGGCGCUGUGAAAAGUAAGGUCAUAUUCAUUUAGAGUCGUCUGUGACAUUUCACUAAGGUUCGCAGCCUGGUCCCAUAACUCGGUACCCCCUGUUCUGCUUAUUCAAGAGUUUCCCUCUUCCCUAUCUGUUGUCUGGAACCCCUUUCUCUCAAACAUUCACUCCGAUAGCUUAAACUUGUGACCACUUAUAUCAGUGCUACUGGUUGUAGUCCUCCCUCCACCCACUCUCUGUCUCUCUUUCUCUCUGAGGGGUUUCUAUCUCAUUGAGGUUUGGGGCUUUUUGAGGGUCAAAGCAGCUUAAACUAGUGAGAACCUGUCACACUGUCUUCUGUUUAAAAGUUUCUUUUUUGUCUUCUUUCUUUUCUUUCUCCUUUUUUACCCUUUUCAUUCAUUGACAGACCUGAUAGCUCUGUUUUCCUGACAGCUCUCCUAACCUGAUCUCACCUCUUGAUGGACUCUUUAAUGAUUCCUCUCUCUCACACCUCACUUCCUCCUAUUUUAUCCCGGUCUCCCUUAUUUUUUCUUGAUUUUCCAGCUCUCUGACUUUGACCGCGUGUCUCUCCGUCUCUGUCAAACUGUCUCAUCCCCAGUGAGCACUAAGUGGCUCCUCCAGACAGGCUCCCACUGCAGUUACUUAUUUGGUACUGGGGCUGAUUUUUUCCCAGGCUCAACUGCACUUUGAGUGUUUGUGUGUGUGGGUGUGUUUUUGUGUGUGUGUGUGCCUCUCCCUCUCUGCCUGUUGCCUUCUUCCAUACUGACCCCAGUGGCUCGUCCGAUCUCAUUUGAUGCUAAAAGUGUGUUUGUGUGUUUUUCUGCAUGUCUGUCUGUGUGGGAAUGAGCGUGCGUCUCAAUUUAAUCUCUUUUGUCUUUUUAAAUCCCGCUUCUCCACUGCAUUUGGAUGUUUUUCCUCCUUCUUUCUCAUAUCAUUAACACUUAACCUCUUUUUCUUUUUGGAUCUGCGAUGUUAUCUCCCUUUGAGAUCCACUUUAGACACAGAGUGUGUUGAGGUGCGAGGCGAUGCCAGGCUGCCGUGAUAAGAACUUGGUAUCAGACCUCAAAGUCUUUUUUUGUACGUGAGCUUGCCAUCGUAAUUCUUAAUCGAGGGGCAAAAGCUAGCUUUGAAUAGCUGCUCAGGUUAGUGCUCCCUUACUCAUAUUCAUCUUUGGGGUUGGGACAACAUAUAGAUAUUAUGUAUUUUUAUCCUGGUUCAUGAAAUACAAUUAUUCUAAGCUAUUGAAUAGAGAUACCUUGUUUUCAAAUAACACUGUUAAUGAUAGAAAAUAAUGAAUAAAUGAUAAGAAAAAAGCUCUAAGAAGUCAUCUAAAAAGAAACUAUAAUCUUUUCUGGCAAUUUUUUAAAGUUGAACCUGUGAUUUUAAGGUUGCUGUCCCUGAAGCAUCCACUGGGAUUUUACCGCCAUAUUAGAAAUGUGUUACAGCUGUGUUUUUGGAGAUGUAACAUUUUUAUUUAUUCAUACAUACUGUACAGAGGUGAAAUUCUCAGAUCAUAGACUUUCUAAAAGUUAUUUAAAACCUUCAUGAUUAGAGGUUAAGCUUACAGACAGUUGAGUGUGCUGUAUUUGUUUGCCAGGGUGCUAAAAGCACACCUCAGCUCCAACUAUGUUAAUCAAAAGUUGAUGCAUUUCUUACGUCUUCUCCAUCGUCGGGCUUCAAAAUGUCUCUUCAGUAGCUGAUUAGUGAUUAUACAGAGACCGCACCCAUGUCCUUUUUACAGUCUAAAAAAUUCAAGAGGAACAGUGUCAAAUUUUUGUUCGCUGUAGCUUCUGUAAUGGGAUAAUUUUCUGCUUUAAGUUAUUUUGUGAAUGCACUGUGUUAAAACUGUUAGUAAAACAAAAGCAACAUUCUGAUAAAAAUUGAAUAUUUUUACAAAUCAUGAUCAGAUUGAUCUAGAAAUGAUUUGUAGAUUUAUCACUGACCAAAUAAUUAUAAAUUGCUGUCUUAUUUAAAACCCGUUUAAACACCUGUUAGAUGGUUGUGUUUGAAAGACAAGCUGACAGCGUAAGAACUAAGCACAUAUCACAUAUCAUAUCACAUACCUAGACCCAAAAACAGAUGUCCAUGAAACUGGAAGGGCCAUUACUGGUGCAAUAUCUAAUUUUGUUAACAACAUCACUACAUGGAGUAUGUGUGGAGUUAUUGAAUGUAUUGAACUAACUCUUGAUACCUAGCAGUUUUUUUUUUAAUAUUGAGAAUAAGUAGUGUUUCUGUGUUUGAGAUGCCAAAGUUUUGGAACCUAGAGACUUAUUAGGGUGGAUAAAUGAGAGCGGACCCUCUCUGUUUUAAUGUCCCUUACUUCAUUUGUUCCCAGGGUAAAAUUCUCCUUACCAAGUAGAAUUGAAAAACUGUGUAAACAAAGCUUCCUGUUUGAUCCUCCUUUUAGAGCUGGUACAAACAAAGACAGUAGGAUGAGUCACUGUGUGAUGAAAUGCUGCCUACUCUCUGUAAAACCCUGUUACAAACAGGUGUGGAUGUUAUCUUUGCUCUCCCUUGUUGACCAUGCUUAUGUAACUUAGGAUACUCCUGGGACGUUUAAUGGCGCUGCGAGCUUCUGCUCCCAUUGGGAGAUGACUUCGUUUAGAUCUAGUAAGGCCAAAAAUAAACGGUUUAUAUGUCCAACGGGACUGUACUGAUGCCAAAGCAGCGGAGAAGGACAAAAGUUGUAUGUGCGUUUAUAUGAUUGUCUCAUUUGAACCUGCUGGUUGGUGCAUCUCAAAUAUUAAUCUGCAGGUUGGUUUGAUUUUAUUCGAUGAUAUACUGAUGAAAAUUUACCCCUUUCUGUCUCCCUUCUGUCCCUCUCCCUUCUCAGUAGUUAUCCAUGGGAUUUGGUUCUAUGAUAAGGAGGACUGUCAACGCAUUGCCCAGAAGAUGAAGAUGUAAGUGCUUAAAGUGUAUUCACAAACAAAGCAUGUACAGCCUUGAAAACACACAUAAAUUGAAAUGACAUAUGCUACAGAGGAGCCAGAGAGUGAGCUUGUUGUUCUAUUUCUCAGCCUCCACAGAGCAGAAACAUCCAAAUAUGUUUAUUAAUGGAACUGGGUCUGAGUCUCAAGCAAACAAAUUGUCAACAAUUAACAAGCUGUGCACAUUUUCAUUCGCUCCCACGCUUAGGAAAUACAGUACACUGACUUAAAUCAGAAAGUAUACUACAUGUGAUGAUUUCACCCUUAAAAAAGUUCAUCAUUCUGCUGCUUGUUUAUUAUGUCUUCUAUUUAUUCCCUCAUGGACUCACUUGUGUGUCUGUGUGUAGUCUGACCCAGCAGGAGCAGGCCCUGGCUCAGUCUCAGGGUGGAUGGUUGUCCCCUGGAGGAGGAGGUGGAGGAGGAGUAAUUGGGGGAGGGAGUGAAGGGAAGGGAGUGGACAUUAUCCAGAUGUUGACGAAAGCACGCACAGAAUAUGACAAGGUAGGAUUAACCACAGACAGCCAAAGAGUCACUUACUUAUGUUUACUUAUGUUUCUCAUCUGGGAUCUUAUUUAAGGUGUAUUGUGUAUUUCUGAAAAGCCCUAUGUAAAUGAAAAAUAUUUCUGUUAUUUAUGAAAUAUACCGUUUUUUCAGGGGCAGUCUACAUCAGAACCGAAGGAGAUCGGCGGUAGUAGUGUUCUUAGUGGAAACCCAAACUUGAUCAAACCAAUCCCUGUCAAACCAAACACUCAGGUAGAAUCCCUGAACCCAUUUCUUCUGUUUUUAAAAGUGUCUAUCUCGAACACCUUUCUUUGUAACGCACUCCUGCAGGUUAAACAAUUAAUUAAAAGAGCACUUAGGUCAACAAAAAGUGGAAGCUUUGUAAAAGUCGAAUUUGUGGUAGAGUUUUGGGUCACAUGACGGCCCAGAUGCAGAUCAGUGUAUGUGUCCAAAAAAUAUUUCAGAGCGACCUACAUAUAGUCAGUCCUCUUUUCAUCUCUUCUCAUCUCAGUUCUUUCUCGUCUUUCUUUCCAGGACACAGAAGGUGCUGAACCCAAGUCUCUUUCCCUGGCCACCCUUUUUGGCACCCAACAGCCGCACAACCAGCCCCCCAAACCUAAUCCAGUGUCGCCCUUAGCUGCCCCUGUAAUUGGAACUGGGUCACCAAUAGCAAAAGUCACCCGUCCACCCGUGGCCCGCACACUCACAUAUGAGGAGACGCUGAACGCCGGCAGAGGUGUCACCUCCAAAGAAGGGAAUGUGGUCAUGUCUGGGGGUCCAGAUAGAGGCCUUGGGGCUGUGAUUGGAGGGCAAACAGUCAGGGAUGAUGGUGGGAAUGUUGUUGGUCAGCAGCAGCAGCAGCAGGAGCAGCCUCAGCACUGCCCGGCUAUCCAGAAGCUCAUGCAGGGACAGAGGGGGGUCGGAGGGCUGCUUCAGACUGUGUCUGAGUCGCCCGAAAACCGGCUGUGUGACAAUGGGGUGCCUCUUGAGCAUCACCACCACCAUCACCAUCUGAUCCAUCACCAUCAACAGCACCAUCAUCUUCCUCAUCCUCAGCAGCCGCAUCAGCAGCUUCAACCUGACCCAAUCAAGAGACUGUUUCAAACUCAGCCACCUCCUCCUCCCUCCUCCACCUCUUUCCCGGCCAACGCUCCACAGCCGUGUCGCUCCCACCCUCUUCCUCCUCCUCUGCAGCAGAACCCUCAUCUCUCAUCCCAUCCUGUAAUGGUGGACUCAGUGUCAUGGUCCCACCUUCAAGGGCAGCAAGGCCAGCAGCACUUUGUCAACUUGAGUAAACCUCCAGCAGAGGCGCAGCACAGUAGCCAGCCGGCUUCAGCUGUACAGGCAGCAGGUGGGGCGUGUAUUAUACUCCCAGCAUGCAAUGAAAAAGCAGCUUUACUGUGCACUAAGUAAUUAUACUCUUUACGCUUGAAGCAGAUAUUGGUGCGUAGUUUUGUUGACAUAUUUGCCAAACACAUUUUAUUAAUAAAUAAAGUGUAUGACAUAACUGAUAGCCAAACAAAGAAAGACUGCAACAGCAACUCUAUCAUUUCAAUUCUGUUUUUCCUGCUUUAAUAGGUUUGCUGCCAUCUCAGGUGACGAAUGAACAAGUCCUCCAACCUCCUCAAGGUAGUACAUUAGUUUCUUUAAAAAAACAAACAGUGGUAACAGCAUGAGCCCAUUGAAAAACUGUGAUUGGUCUACUACUAAUUGUUAUGUAUUUUAGUAUCUGUUGUAAUGAAGAAUGUAUUUACUUCCCUUUUAUUGAUUUAAUUGAAUGUCUUUAAAGGGAUAUUCCAGCGUAAAAUUAAUUUAGGGUCAAACACACCGUAACACUGAGUCAGACCCUCCCUUUAAGAGAUAAAUGUUGCCGACCGCUUGCUUCUCCAUUUAUACGUACUUUAAUAACGACCGCACGAUAGCAAUACACAGAGAUCUCAGGAGCCACACACAAACCUCAUCCAAAAAGCCUCUCUAUACCCACAAAUAAUGCUCAGAACAGCACCUAACUUCAUCAACAGUACAUAUAGGGUCCCAGCCACAGCACUAGCCACCAAACAUCUAUUUAGCUUUGCCUAAUUUCUUUAGAAAAGAGACUAAACACAACUCACCUACUCUCCUCCAGCAGCCGCUUGUUUGUAGCAAGACCUCAACCAGUCCAUCAUUGACUGAGGCGGGGGUGCGCAGCUCAAGGAAGAACAUUUAUGAUCAUUUCUUUAUCAUUUCCUUGAAUUAAUAAUCAUCAUAUUUACAAUUGUGCACUGCAGAUGUGUUAGUUCUUCUGCUUUAGCGCCUCGGUCUGAUUGCGGUUAUGAAAUGAUCAUAAAUGUUCUUCCUUGAGCUGCGCCCCUACCGCCUCAGUCGGUGCUGUUCUGAGAAUUAUUUGUGGCUAUAAAGUGUCGUUUUGGUUGAGGUUUGUUUAUGGCUCCUCAGACCGCUGUGUCUUGCUAUCCUGCGGUCGUUACUAAAGUUGGUAUAACUAGAGAAGCAAGCGGUCGGCAACAUUCAUCUCUCGAGGGGUGUCUUACUCAAUGUUACAGUGUGUUUGACCCUAAAUUAAUUUUACGCCGGAAUAGUCCUUUAAGCUCAUCAACAGUGUAAGUUAGUCAUUUAGUCAGUCUUGUUACACUCUCACAGGUAUUUGAUUGUGCAGUGUUUGUUUGUCUUCAUUUUUUCUCAUUUCCUCCCUUCAGUUCUGUCCUCUCAGAUGCCUGGUGUGGUGUCACCUCAUGAACUCCUACAAAAGCUCCAGCUGGUCCAGCAAGAGCAAACUUUGGCCUCCCAUGACCCUCCUCGACUCGGCGGUCCAGGACUAGCCCCUCGGUUUCUGGGGCCCACUCAGGGUCAGGGUGUUGGUUCUGUGGUAGCACCUGUCCUCAACCCGAGCACAGUCACAGCUGGUCAAAAAGCUGCAUUGCAGUUUCAGGUGGGCACUGUAAGCUCUGUUUGACAGUGUUGUUGACUAAAUGACGGUUUAUUCUCAUUGUUGGUUUCUAGGUUGGGUCAAAAUUCACAAGGGAGAGUAAAGAAUUAAUUAAGACUAAUAGUCAGCUGUGUUUAUCCAGGUCAUCUCCCCCCAGCGGAUACCAGCCACUGUGGCCCCUGAUCUGCUCCUCUCCCCCAGUGUCUUCACUCAGGCAAAAUCUGGCAGUGGGUUGUCAGCAGUUGCCCCCUUAAACCUGCCAGGACCCUCACUUCAGGGGGACCCUAGAGUUCUGACCAAAAGCCAGCUUCAAGCCUCACUUUUGCAUCUGAUCCAAGUAAGAAAAAAGUGCCCUAACUCCCAACACAGGAAGCACUGGGUUAGAUUUUUUGGGGGUUUUGCUUACCCUGUUGGCAUUCUAAUUUACAUAAUCACCAAACUCACUGAACAUGAACUCAACUAGCUGAAGAAAUGAACAAUUUCACAUCACAUAUUGUUUGAAAUCGGAUUUAAAUCACAGGUUAAGUGCAAUAAAAGUGCAAAUGUAAAUGUGCAUGCGUGCCUGCUUGUGUGUUUCAGACUGACAGCUCAUUCCUGGACACCAUCUACGAAGCCUACGUCAGCCGCUGUGCUAAUGACUCCAGCACCAAGUACUGAUGACUCUUCACACCCUCUGUCUAUACAUACUCCCUGUUCGAUGCAGGCUGGCUCUUAAACUUAAUAUGGGUCAUACUCUGACUAUCAUGCAUACCUGAUAAUAUAUCUCCUCUGCACUGUCAACUCUCUUCUGUCAUAUCAAGUCUCUCAACACAAACACUUCCCAAGAUGUAUAUAAGAGUUAGUUCCUGAAAAACAACUCAAUUUGGUGACUCUCCUUUAAAAAAAAAGUCAUUUCCAGCUAAGAGUCACUCAUUCUCAGCACAAAUGUGGCACAACCCUACUGUCUCGACCUCACUUGCAGUUAAUGGGAAAUGUAGCUGACGCCCAAGUUCACUCUUUAGUGAAGACAGAUAUGCAGCAACCUCGCACCUCCAAGAUAUUCCUAUUCAGUAGUCUGUACCUUCCUUUUCAUCAAGCGCGGCAGAUUAUUUAUUUUGUGUAAAUUUUGAUUUAGUUCUAAAAUCUCGACUUGUUGUCUGAGACAAGUCAGCCUCCUUGUUUUGACAGGAGAAGUCUUCCUGGACUAACAACGAGCACUGAAGGAAACACACUUGAAACUUCACACAUAAAAUGAAGUGUUGAAUAUGUUUUCUUUACAUUUAAAGAGUGAAGUAUUUUUCAAUGCUAUUAGAAUUUCAAUUAUUUGAGUUUGCAAUUCUUUUAAAUGAAGUUUUUACAAUUUUUGCUUUCUGAAGUAAUUUAAGUGAGUUUAUUUGCCAUCCAAAGUAUUUUAGAGUUUUAUGAAAAAGAAAGCAUAUCUCUUAUUUUCCUGGCAGCAAGUAAUUUUACCAGUAUUUUGAUAGUUUAAUGCUUUUUUCCUCUUCCGUUUAUUGUCAUCACAGUGAAGGCUUCAAAUUGGCAUAAAUCCACAAACUUGAAGUAAAAGGAAAGUACAGGAAAUCCUCAACUUGCACUACCAGACAGAGAGCUCCUUCUGAGGUGUGCCUGUUUUUUUUUGUUUUUUUUUUUUACAUUUUUUCAGCUAUAUCAUCAAACAUCGUUAAAUCAGGAUUUCUGUUCCCGCCAUAUCACUCAGAACAUUUCCCUUUACCAGAGCUGCAACAACAAGGCCAAAAAUUUCUUGAGAUAAUCUUGCAUUGACAUCUAAAACUAAAUCUGUGUAGGAAUAAUCUAAUCUAUCGAUACUAAAUUUAGUUGAAGAAAUCGGGACUUAGUUAAAGAUAGAAUAAGGCAAUAUGAACAUCAAAAGGUGGAAAAAUAUAUCUAAUAAAAAUUGUUUACAGAUCUGUUUAUGCCAGUAUAAUGGUAAAUGUAUUUCUGCGAGAGUCCUACUCAGUGCCACUUAUUUCAAAUAUGAAAACCUCUUACAUUUAGUCGCUGUCAUUAUUUUUAUCUUUGCAUCAUUGUUUAGCUCCUUCUCUUAACUCAGACUUUAAAACAGCUUGAAAAGAACAAAGAAAACAGCAACAAAAAAGAGAGAAUCCAUAUGACAGAGUAUUUUUUUUUCCUAUUUUUGUACUCAAGAGUCGAAACACAUCGUUCCCAUCGUACAAAUAACCAGCAUCUUCCGUUCCAACUAAUUGUACAGCUAAGAUAUCUGACAGAAAGAAUAAAGUCUUACACAAUUAGCCACAGUUAUUGUCUGUUUAUGAUUUAACAUGUUUAACCAUAUUUUUUUUCCAAACAUUGCCAUUAAAGAUCACAUCAAGACGUUGGAAUGUGAAAGGAACAUUUCUAAACAUUUUCUUUAUUUGUCACAAAUGUUUUCUCUGAAAUAAACUGGAAUAUAUUUUAAUUGGAUAAUAAAUGUUCUCAAACCACCCA